This is a messenger RNA of Sinocyclocheilus grahami, 992 nucleotides long. RefSeq names its product homeobox protein Dlx2b-like. Gene Ontology annotation, biological process: embryo development; cell differentiation; negative regulation of transcription by RNA polymerase II. The record is from RefSeq and is a predicted model, not a curated record. Lineage: Eukaryota; Metazoa; Chordata; Actinopteri; Cypriniformes; Cyprinidae. The coding region runs from base 111 to 941 and encodes 276 amino acids. Gene Ontology annotation, molecular function: RNA polymerase II cis-regulatory region sequence-specific DNA binding; DNA-binding transcription factor activity, RNA polymerase II-specific. The transcript has 3 exons.
AAGUUGUGUGAUCUUUGUAUCACGGUUCAUUGUUAGAGGUGCAGAUUUUGAAUAGCUAUUUUAAGUGGUCACGGUAAGUAAAUUCAAUUUAAUGUUUUUUCCCCUGCAAAAUGACCGCUGUUCUGGAUAGCCUUGGCUCGGAUAUGCAUACAAACCAUAUUACCUCGAGCAGCUUCAGCACCGUUCACAAGUCGCAGGAUUCCCCAACAUUGCCGGUGUCAACUGUGACCGACAGCAGCUUCUACAGUAGUUCACAGACAGGUCACUGCGCGGGGACAGCGUACGCACAGAUGGCAUCUUAUUCCUAUCAUCCUGGUACAUUGGGUAAUGUUCACUACAGCCCAAAGGCUUACGAUUUAGGCUAUGCUUCUUCCUAUGGCGCUUACGGAACGUAUGGACCCAGUUCUUCACCAACACCAACCGAACCAGAGAAAGAACAGAGUGAACCGGAGGUGCGCAUGGUGAAUGGAAAGCCAAAGAAAGUCCGGAAACCGCGAACCAUCUACUCCAGUUUUCAGCUGGCGGCUCUCCAGCGCCGAUUCCAGAAGACCCAGUAUCUCGCGCUCCCAGAACGCGCCGAACUGGCGGCUUCUAUGGGCCUCACACAGACCCAGGUGAAGAUAUGGUUUCAGAACCGACGCUCAAAAUUCAAAAAGUUGUGGAAAAACGGCGAGAUUCCACCAGACCAGCAGGUUGCCGCCGGUGACUCUCCCUCUAGCACUCCUCCACCACAAGCAGGUUGGGAUUUCCCACCGAACCAGACACCGAACGACGGGGACACAGUUUCGGAACAGCCCACAGGACCACCAAACACCACCGCCUCAUCGUUUUUGACUAACUAUUCAUGGUACUCAUCCACCAAUACGGUCCCACAUCUACAGCCCAGUACCCUAAUACAAUCUCAUCACAGCUCUGCAAUGAGUGCUGGGACCAUAUUCUAAAAGAGGACUAAAAAUGGCCGAAUACACCUGUUGUAGGCCUAUAUAAUAGGC